AUGCACUAUGACGAUUGUCGACCGUUUUGCGUUACCCGAUUGGCUACGGACCCUACGCCGUCAUCUCGCGAACAAAGACGACGUCCUGGUGGAUGGGGCGAAUAUAGCUACACCCGGGCAGAUAGGUGUUGUGAUGGGCUUGUUCCAGAGGAUCGUGGCUUUACGUAUAGGGCAGGGUCUCGUAUUUGCACCCAAUGCGCUGAUAGAGUGCUCGCAGGGCACUGGGCGCGACGGUCUUUGCUGGAAUGCGAAUGA
Messenger RNA from Colletotrichum gloeosporioides, 255 nucleotides. RefSeq lists its product as uncharacterized. The transcript has a single exon. Lineage: Eukaryota; Fungi; Ascomycota; Sordariomycetes; Glomerellales; Glomerellaceae. The coding region runs from base 1 to 255 and encodes 84 amino acids. The record is from RefSeq and is a predicted model, not a curated record.